UCACCGGGCCAGCACCUGGCCCAGAUCAUUGUGAUGGGCACACAGGUGGUACAGAAAGCCUUUGCUCCAGCCCUGAGGCAGGAAUUUGCAGCCAGCCGGGUGGCAGCUGAGGCUCAGGGAAAUUCAGGACACCAGUCUGCAGCUACAUCCACCUUCUCUAGCCUCAGGCUCCAGAGGCCCAGCAGAUUCUAGAAAUCUCCAAACUGAGUGCAGUAGGACUGAGUGCAGUUCCAGAAGAACUAUGAAUGCCUAUGUAAGGCAAAUGAUAAAUAUGGUGGCUCCUUCUACUUGCAGUCAAAAAUCACAAAGCAGCACCUGAGUGAGGAUCUCAGAAUCCAGGCCAAGGAGGACAGAGAGAAAGGGCAGAUGCCUAAAAUGUGACUGUUCGUCUCUUGAAACCUCACCCCGCUGCCUCUUAAUUUAUAGCUUAGUAAUAAAUGUCUUUUCUGCCAAAAUAAAUA
Molecule: messenger RNA, 461 nt
Organism: Fukomys damarensis (Damara mole-rat)
Lineage: Eukaryota; Metazoa; Chordata; Mammalia; Rodentia; Bathyergidae
Gene: Pam16
Product: presequence translocase associated motor 16
Biological process (GO): protein import into mitochondrial matrix
Cellular component (GO): TIM23 mitochondrial import inner membrane translocase complex
Source: RefSeq, a predicted model, not a curated record